This is a messenger RNA of Equus caballus (horse), 2076 nucleotides long. It is a transcript of the gene DIO3, whose product is annotated as iodothyronine deiodinase 3. Gene Ontology annotation, biological process: thyroid hormone metabolic process. Gene Ontology annotation, molecular function: thyroxine 5'-deiodinase activity. The record is from RefSeq and is a predicted model, not a curated record. Lineage: Eukaryota; Metazoa; Chordata; Mammalia; Perissodactyla; Equidae.
CUGCUGGGUGAUCCCUCCGGGCUCAAGUUGCAAGGGGGCGGGCCCAGGCCGGAGGUGGAGUCUCCCGCCAAUUGAAGCCUCGGCUAUAAAUCGAGCUCCCGCACAGCCGAAGCCCAGAUGCCUUGCCAGGCCGCCCCGCGGUUGGUGGUGGGAGAGGGCAACGGGUCCCAGGGGGCUUUGGGGGCGGCAGCCACCAUGCUCCGCUCCCUGCUGCUUCACUCCCUGAGGCUCUGCGCCCAGACCGCCUCGUGCCUCGUGCUCUUCCCGCGCUUCCUCGGCACCGCCUUCAUGCUCUGGCUCCUCGACUUCCUGUGCAUCCGCAAGCAUUUCCUGAGCCGCCAGCGCCGGGGUGGACCCGAACCUGAAGUGGAGCUCAACUGUGAUGGCGAGGAGGUGCCCCCCGACGACCCGCCUAUCUGCGUGUCCGACGACAACCGCCUGUGCACCCUGGCGUCGCUGAAGGCGGUGUGGUACGGCCAGAAGUUGGAUUUCUUCAAGCAGGCGCACGAGGGCGGUCCGGCACCCAACUCCGAGGUGGUCCUGCCCGACGGCUUCCAGAACCAGCAUAUCCUCGAUUAUGCGCGAGGAAACCGCCCGCUGGUGCUCAAUUUCGGCAGCUGCACCUGACCACCGUUCAUGGCGCGCAUGAGCGCCUUCCGGCGCCUGGUCACCAAGUACCAGCGCGACGUCGACUUCCUCAUCAUCUACAUCGAGGAAGCGCAUCCCUCCGACGGCUGGGUCACCACAGACUCCCCCUACAUCAUCCCGCAGCACCGAAGCCUGGAGGACCGGGUCAGCGCAGCUCGGGUACUGCAGCAAGGAGCGCCCGGCUGCUCCCUUGUCCUCGACACCAUGGCCAACUCCAGCAGCUCAGCCUACGGCGCCUACUUCGAGCGCCUUUACGUCAUCCAAAGUGGCACCAUUAUGUACCAGGGCGGCCGCGGUCCAGACGGCUACCAGGUCUCCGAGCUGCGCACCUGGCUGGAGCGCUAUGAUGAGCAGCUGCGCGGAGCUCAGCCCCGUUGAGUGUAAACAACCAAUGGACAAUUGACUGAACUUGGCUGCCAUGCCUUCGAGCCUUGGAGGCCCACGUGCAAACACCCCAAACGAAGUCGAGCUUGGUGAGGGCCCAGUGACACAGAUGUGCUGCGUCACGGAUCGCAGGCUGAGUCUGCACCCUCAGCCAAGCCACCUGAAGACUCUUCCCCAGACUCUGCUUCUGUGACUGUCCUUCGCCUGUACCUCCCUGGCUCGCUCUAAACCCCCUGCUGAGUGCAGAUGUGGCGACAGCUUUGCCGUGUGCCCCUGGACUUGCCCCCACAGAGGCCCCUGCCGUGCUGUCUCACACCCCUCCCCCAGAGAGAAGAGCCAGCGAGCCUUUAGCCAGGCGCAGCGGCCCCGCACAAAGAGACUUUGGCUGCGCCCGCGCCCUGAGCGCAGCUGGGUUCCAGCAGCGUGUGCGCCGCUCGCCCUAGUUGCCUGGCACCCACACCUGUCGCGCGCCGGGAGAGGAUGCCCUGCUGCUUUUGUGUCUGUUUCUUGUCCCUGAGUUGGGGGAGGGGGCUUGGGAUGGGGAAGGGUGGGCAGGGUUAUUUUCCCCCCUUAUUUUGGGUGCUCUCGAGCCCCACUGCUGAUGACGAACUGACUCUAACUGGUCUUGACCACGAGCUGGUUCUGAAUUGCAGGGGGCUCGCAGCAGUGCCUAAAGGGAGAGGGGGAAAGUGCUCUGGGAUUCCGUGAGGAAUCCAGCAGAAACGGGGUGGGGGUGGGGGGGUUCGGGACCAGAGGAAGAAGACUGGAGAGGCAUUGGCGAGGUUCGCAGCGCCCCAGGGAGAGAGAGGAGGCUGGGGCUCCUGGGAAACGGGGUUUGGGUGGCGGAGUCGGGGGAAGGGAGAUGGGGGGAGAGCUUGGGGACCCCGAGUGAGGGGCCUCCUAGGCAGAACUGCCAAGUGUGGGGCUAGGAGGUGGGGAGCCCGUGAUUCGAAGGCCAUUUGGUGAGUGUUUUGUUGGAAAUAUUCCUUGUAUGUAAACUUCUUUACGCUACAGUAAUAAAGGCUUGAAGUAAACGGCAUUCAG